UUUCCGUUUCCGUAAAACAUGGGUGCGAAAAAUGUAGAAACGAGAUGGGCUUAGGCUUUAUGGGUGUUUACUGCUAUUGAGGCCCAAUUCAAUAAGAGCAAGGUUUAGGGUUUUGUUUUAGAACAACAGUGAUGAAGAAGGAAGAAGAAGAAGAAGAAAAUUGAACCAAAAAUCAACAGAAAUGGAGGAAUUAGCUCCGUCCACUGUUCUGGGUUACCUGGAUCCUAAUUACUGGAAUGAAAGAUUUUCAAAAGAGGAACAUUAUGAAUGGUUCAAAGAUUACUCUCAUUUUCAACACCUCAUUCAAACCCAUAUCUCUCCCAAUUCUUCAGUGUUGGAGCUUGGUUGUGGGAAUUCGCAGUUAUGCGAUGAAAUGUAUAACGACGGGAUUACUGAAAUAACUUGCAUUGAUUUGUCUGCGGUUGUUGUGGAGAAGAUGCAGCAACGUUUAUUAGCUAAGGGAUAUAAAGAAAUAAAAGUGCUGGAAGCUGAUAUGCUAGAUCUUCCCUUUAGCGACGAGUGUUUUGAUGUGGUUAUUGAGAAAGGAACUAUGGAUGUACUGUUUGUUAAUAGUGGCGACCCAUGGAAUCCAAGACCUGAAACAGUAAAACAGGUCAAGGCAAUGCUUGAGGGUGUUCACAGAGUUCUAAAACCAGAUGGCAUUUUCAUUUCAAUCUCUUUCGGCCAGCCGCACUUCAGGCGUCCUUUAUUUGAUGCUCCUGAAUAUUCAUGGUCUGUCGAGUGGAAAACUUUUGGUGAUGGAUUCCAUUAUUUUUUCUAUAUCUUGAGGAAGGGAAAGAGAUCAUUGAUUGAUAAAGGCACAAACGAGAAGAUUGAGACGCCGCCUAUUUGUCUUUUCCAAGACGAAUUAGAGAGCGAAGAUUAUAUAUUUAGAAACAGUAUUGGAGAUGAUUAAUCGUAUGUAAUUAAUUCAUCAUUAAAACCAAAUACUGUAGUUUUGAGCCAUAGCAACAGCAACUGAUUGCUUGAUGGCAAAUUUUGUUUGCAAGGCUUUGUGCUGGUAUUGUAUGUCAAGCUUUGUAGUUGCUAGAUGACUGUAUGAAACUAUCUUAUAUGCCUUAAAUUAGCUUCAAUUUUUUUUAAUUUGAGUGUCUUGAUAAAUUUUUCUGUAAUCAAAUAUCUCAUCUGUUUAAAAUUAUA
Molecule: messenger RNA, 1161 nt
Organism: Mercurialis annua (annual mercury)
Lineage: Eukaryota; Viridiplantae; Streptophyta; Magnoliopsida; Malpighiales; Euphorbiaceae
Exons: 7
Coding region: 182-916 (244 amino acids)
Source: RefSeq, a predicted model, not a curated record